AUGGCUCAGCCGAAACCUUCACUACCAACGUCUCCUCAAAUUGACACUAAUUCUAUGACUGGAACUUUACUCAGACCUCUAAACGAAUUGCAGACAUUAGCGAACACCUUAUUCCAAUCUUUGUCUCCACCCCAAUCUAAACCCCCGCCUCCGCCGCCCUUGAAGGCUUUCUUGGAAUGCGACAAAGCGAUGGCUGCUGCAAUCAAUCUCGCCUAUGUCCAUCAAAUCAAGCAACGAAGGAUCGACAUGUUGGAGGCUGAGAUAUUGGACUUAGAGAGCCAGUGGCGCGAUAUAUGCGCAGAACUUGCUUCUGGAAAGGCGGAUCUUGAGGAAUUGAUAGAGGAAGGCGAUGAGCGCAUCAAAGCUAUAGACGAAGCUAAGAAAGCGUCGAUUCCAUAUCCUGAGUUGCUCGCAUAUGCUCAAAGUCUUAGCGCUUUUACAUCCGCCCCUCCCAAUAUGCCUGACCUUUCACUGCCUGGCCAACCCCCACCACCUCUGUUCUUCCCUCCAUUCCCAAAUGAAGAGAAAAUGCGUCGGGGUCGCUUAAAUGCAGAGGCACCGCUUGGCCUGCUAGGAGAAACCCAUUCUGUGGGACGACCUCCAACCGUCUCCCCACCUAAGGCAGAAGGAACGCACAAUAUUGCUGGGGCUAAUCCUUAUCGUCACGAACUUCGCGCACCUCAACCACAAUUCUUCGACCUCGACCUUGAUCUAAACCCAGACCUUUAA
Messenger RNA from Psilocybe cubensis, 729 nucleotides. RefSeq lists its product as uncharacterized. The coding region runs from base 1 to 729 and encodes 242 amino acids. Gene Ontology annotation, cellular component: core mediator complex; mediator complex. Lineage: Eukaryota; Fungi; Basidiomycota; Agaricomycetes; Agaricales; Agrocybaceae. The record is from RefSeq and is a predicted model, not a curated record. Gene Ontology annotation, biological process: regulation of transcription by RNA polymerase II. The transcript has 3 exons. Gene Ontology annotation, molecular function: transcription coregulator activity.